Fusarium coffeatum is the source of this 750-nucleotide messenger RNA. RefSeq lists its product as uncharacterized. Bases 1 to 750 code for a protein of 249 amino acids. The transcript is spliced from 2 exons. The record is from RefSeq and is a predicted model, not a curated record. Lineage: Eukaryota; Fungi; Ascomycota; Sordariomycetes; Hypocreales; Nectriaceae.
AUGUCGCUCCAAGUCAUCUACAUCACCCGUCAUGGAUUCCGGUCCGGCUGGAGUGUUGACCCUUUGACUGGUGUCUAUACCGCUGCCAUACGGUCACCAACAGGAAUUCCCGCAGACCCUGCUCUGACGUCUCAUGGAGUCUCACAAGCAAAAGAGAUGGGCAAACAUCUGAUGACUUUGGAUCCUCCCAUCGAUGCCGUAUACUCCAGUCCAUACUACCGCUGCCUACAGACAAUAACGCCCUUUGUUGAGCUCAAGCAGCAACAACUGAAAGAUGAACCAAGAAUACAACAUGGCUCUGCGACCGCCACAAUCUGUCCAGAACACGGGUUAGGUGAGUUCUUUGGAGCAGCGCCUUUCGACCAUCCAAUCCCAGCGUCGCAUAAGCGACUCAAGGAGCUAUUUCCAGCCUACAAUGACAGCUACGUAUCUGCCAUCAAGCCUUCCAGAAAAGGCGAAACGAUCGAGGACCUUUAUGGGCGUGUUGCAGCGGCCGUGCAAGCCAUCAUCGAACGCUGUGAUGCCGAGGGGAAACGUGCGGUGGUGCUUUGUACCCAUGCAGCCGUUGUCAUAGCCUUGGGCCGUGUUCUCACGGGGCGUAUCCCCGAAGCCGUCGAAGAAGAAGAUUUCCAUGCUUUUACAUGUGGUCUAAGCACGUACCGCCGCCAUCAACGAGGCACAGGCACAGACACAGGUACGGGCACGGGCACGGGCACGCAAAUGCCAAGCUUUGGUAAGUUUGUUCUGUAG